Messenger RNA from Acaromyces ingoldii, 690 nucleotides. Its product is annotated as COQ7 protein. Gene Ontology annotation, cellular component: mitochondrial inner membrane. Gene Ontology annotation, biological process: ubiquinone biosynthetic process. The record is from RefSeq and is a predicted model, not a curated record. Lineage: Eukaryota; Fungi; Basidiomycota; Exobasidiomycetes; Exobasidiales; Cryptobasidiaceae. Gene Ontology annotation, molecular function: 3-demethoxyubiquinol 3-hydroxylase activity. The coding region runs from base 1 to 690 and encodes 229 amino acids. The transcript has 2 exons.
AUGGUCAGACUGGCCUCGUCGGCCAGGCCUUCCAGGUUGCGGGAUGUGUCCUCGUUGCGUUUCAAUUCGACGCUCGCUUCGGCCGCAUACACUGCGCCAACAUCUCAGGAUGUCUCAACGAGCAAGACGGCCGAGGAGUUGAAUCCGAUCGAUCGCCGCCGGCUCGAGUCCAUGCUGCGAGUGGACCACGCGGGGGAAGUGGCGGCCAACACCAUCUAUGCCGCACAGGCACGCGUGUUUUCAUCCAUAAUGGGCGAUGCUAAGACGGCCAAGAUGUGUGAAGAGAUGUGGGAGACGGAAAAAAAGCACCUUGCGGUGGCCAAAAGACUUCUCGAUCAGCACCGGACCCGACCCAGCUUCUUGAUGCCUGUCUGGGGCGCAGCAGGCAGCGUCUUAGGGAGUGCUACGGCACUUCUUGGAAAGGAAGCAGCUAUGGCCUGCACCGAAGCCGUCGAGACUGUCAUUGGAGAGCACUAUGACGAUCAACUGCAACAUCUCUCGCGUAUGGAGGAGGCGCACCCUUCACUAAAGCUCCUUUCGCGCGUCAUUGUAGAGUUCCGAGAUGACGAGCUCGAACACCUUGAUACGGCAGUCGAGCAUGACGCCCAGCAAGCGCCAGCACAUGCGCUCCUCAGUGCCAUCAUUGGCUUUGGCUGCAAGGGUGCCAUCCAGAUUGCCAAGCGCCUCUAA